Molecule: messenger RNA, 1965 nt
Organism: Cyprinus carpio (common carp)
Lineage: Eukaryota; Metazoa; Chordata; Actinopteri; Cypriniformes; Cyprinidae
Gene: fas
Product: Fas cell surface death receptor
Biological process (GO): necroptotic signaling pathway; regulation of stress-activated MAPK cascade; motor neuron apoptotic process
Cellular component (GO): CD95 death-inducing signaling complex; membrane raft; external side of plasma membrane
Molecular function (GO): protein binding; tumor necrosis factor receptor activity
Source: RefSeq, a predicted model, not a curated record
CAUAAGACACCUCCCCUCCUUCCGUUUUAACUGUGGAUGUUGUUGAUUAUGUACCUUAUACGUUUUUGGGGGAUUUAUCACUACAAAGCUGUUUCUUCGUGCCGUUUACUCUUAAGACAUGUAUGUCUGCAAUCUCGUCGUAUUUCUGUGCUGUGCGGUGUUAACUGUAGGACUGACAGAAGGCAGGCUCCGGCGCACGAGACGCGGCGCCUGUGAGUACGGGACUUACCAGCACGAGGGAAACACCUGCUGUCUUUGUCCCACAGGUUACCAGGUCAUUAAAGACUGCACCGAUAAAAAUGAAACAAAUUGUGAGAGGUGUAAGGAUGGCACCUAUAUGGAUCACCCGAACAGUGAAUACAAAUGCCAGCCUUGUAAAGUCUGUGAUUCCAAUGCAAACAUGGACACGAAGGAGAGAUGUUCACCAUAUUACAACACUGUCUGCUGGUGCAAAGAAAAUUUUUACUGUGACAAGCGUGACGAGUGCAAGGCCUGUUAUUCCUGUGACAUGUGUGAGGAACUUGGAGUGAAACAACAAUGCACAAAAACCAACAACACUGUGUGCCAUGAUGCCAAAGAGCCUGUACAUCCACAAUCCACAAGCACAGGGACCAUUGUAGCCUUUGUGGUGUUGCUCAUACUUUUGGCUGGUGUUGGUGCAGUGGUGUUCUGGCUAUGGAGAAAACACAAGCUUUGUUUUAAGGAAAAACAGAGCGUACUGAAUCAUGAGGAAGACCUUCCCCUGAAAGAUUUAGACCUGAACCCUCACCUAUCAGAAAUUGCUGAUGUUCUGGGCUGGAAAACAAUGAAACGUGUUGCCCACCACAGUGGGAUAAGCAAAACUGGUAUUGAGGAACAUGAGCUUAAUCACCGUAACGAUGUGAAAGAACAGACCUUCGCACUUCUGCAAGCUUGGUCCCAGAGACAAGGUUUACAUGGAGCCUACCCAGCUCUCAUCAAAACUCUUCGUCACAUGAACGAAAGAAGAAAAGCAGAUGAGAUCCAGAAAAUUAUUGAGAAAGAAGCAAUAGCUCUGCCAUAGACUGAAUGAGUUGUGAACUAAAAAAUGCACAACAUUAAAUGAUAACAUUGUCUUGAUAUUAGAUAUUCAUAUUUCAUAUAGUUUUUUUCUACAGUUUGAAAAUACCAGUAGCAGGAUUUGAAUUUCUUUACUUGUCUAAAUGAUGUUGAUCAGUCAAAACAAAGAUUCUAGAUAUGAAUGGUUUGCUGUAGAUUUGGUCAUUGACAGCUAGCAGCAUAAUAACCAAAAAUAGGUCAUUUUAGACUGAUCUGUAAACAAAGUCAAACAAUUCAAGUCAUUCACAAUCACUUUUAUUUUGGUGUCAAUUGUCAUUUUCUCUCAGUAUACCUCCACUCAGAAUUUAUUUAGUAAUUUCAUUUUUAUUUUAUUUGUUUAAUUAAACUGUUAGUGCUCAGCUACUUCACUUGAAAUCAUGAUGUUUCAAGUAAUUUGCUGAGUAUAUCUUCUGUACAAAAUAAUAUUUUGUACAAAUGUGGCAAAUUGUCAUAUUCAGAGCCACAAUGGCCCAAACUCAACCAAUUUCCUUCAAAUUCUCCCAGUUAGUCAAGCAUAUAAGGGCAAAAUCAUUUAGCAAUUUCACAAAUGUAGUGUUUUUACAGCUUUCUGAUAAGACUAUCAUAGAUUUGUUCACUGCCAGCUGGCAGAAUGAUAACCAAAAAUAGGUCAUUUUAGACUGAUAUAAAAACAAUAUAAAUCAAUCAGUGUCAUUCAGUCUUAUUUAAGUGUCAAAUUUUUCUCUCCGUAUAUUUUUCUCUCCACCCUGACUUUUACUUGUAAUUUAACAUUGUUUUUAAUGACUUAAAAUGGUAUCCUGUUUAUCAUAAGCAGGUUUUCAGAAUGAAUUGUAUCAUUGUUAACAAUGUCAUCUGUAAGUGCUGUCACUUUACUUGAAACAAUAAAAGAUGAUUUUUCAAAUAAUUGCA